This is a messenger RNA of Lactuca sativa (garden lettuce), 1522 nucleotides long. It is a transcript of the gene HCF136, whose product is annotated as photosystem II stability/assembly factor, chloroplast (HCF136). The record is from RefSeq and is a predicted model, not a curated record. Lineage: Eukaryota; Viridiplantae; Streptophyta; Magnoliopsida; Asterales; Asteraceae. Gene Ontology annotation, molecular function: protein binding.
UGGUUUUCAGAUUUUGGAUAAGAGGCCGGGGAGCGAGAGGAAGAGAGAGGGAGUGAAAAGUUGAAGCCGGACAAAAAUGGUGGCUGCGAAGCUGGUACCUGAUUGUUCAAAUGCAAUUACAGCGAUAAAGCCUUCGUCUCUACUCAAUUCUUUGUUCAAUCAUCGCCAUCCUACUCCUAUUGGUGCCUUUUGCCAUUCUCGAAACUUUCAACAACCUCCUCGGAGUUUAACUACCAUCAGAGCUUCUGCGCUGAACCGUCGGGACUUCAUUGCCGACACUGCCACUGCCGCUGCUGCGCUUUCGCUUGCGCCAUUGAUUGGGCUGGAUACCACCUCCGUUGCCAAAGCUGAUGACCUUUCUGAAUGGGAGAGAGUUUACCUUCCGAUUGAUCCUGGCGUUGUCCUUCUGGACAUCGCUUUUGUCCCUGAAGACCCUUCUCAUGGUUUUCUGUUGGGGACAAGACAAACUCUUUUAGAGACUAAAGAUGGUGGAAGCACAUGGGUGUCUCGCUCAAUAUCUUCAGCAGAAGAUGAAGAUUUUAAUUACAGGUUUAAUUCCAUAAGUUUCAAGGGAAAAGAAGGGUGGAUUGUUGGAAAGCCUGCAAUUCUUUUACAUACAUCAGACUCUGGAGAUAGUUGGGAACGCAUACCAUUAAGUGCUGAACUCCCAGGGGACAUAGUAUAUAUAAAGGCAACUGAAGAAAACAGUGCAGAAAUGGUAACCGAUGAAGGUGCAAUAUAUGUUACAUCAAACAGAGGUUACAACUGGAAAGCAGCAGUGCAAGAAACUGUUUCGGCUACUCUUAACAGAACAGUUUCUAGUGGUAUUAGUGGGGCUAGUUACUAUACAGGCACCUUCAACACAGUGAAUCGUUCCCCUGAAGGAAACUAUGUUGCUGUUUCUAGUCGUGGUAACUUUUACCUCACUUGGGAACCAGGACAGCCAUACUGGCAACCCCAUAAUAGGGCAGUUGCAAGAAGAAUUCAAAACAUGGGUUGGAGAGCAGAUGGUGGUCUUUGGCUUCUUGUACGUGGUGGUGGUCUUUAUCUCAGCAAAGGCACAGGGAUAACAGAAGAGUUUGAAGAAAUUCCUGUACAGAGUCGUGGAUUUGGUAUUCUUGAUGUUGGUUACAAAUCAAAGGAAGAAGCUUGGGCUGCUGGAGGAAGUGGAGUUCUUUUGAAAACCACCAACAGUGGAAAGUCAUGGAGUCGUGAUAAAGCAGCUGAUAAUAUUGCUGCUAAUCUUUACUCAGUAAAGUUUAUCAAUGAUAGACAAGGAUUCGUGCUAGGAAAUGAUGGAGUCUUGCUAAAGUAUCUUGGUUGAAUUCAUGGUUUUGACAAAACUUGUAAUUUUGUAAUGCGAAAAAAGUACCAUAUACAUAAUCGGGAUAGCACGGAUAAAAUAAAUUCUUUUAUAUUGAAUUUAUGAUGUAUUUACUGAGCCACCCGACUUUGUUGCAAUUGUUUGUAAAUGAAUUCAACAAUGACACAACAAUUUAAAUAUUCUUUUAUGGUGUCUUAA